Messenger RNA from Paramuricea clavata, 657 nucleotides. NCBI's taxonomy places the organism in Eukaryota, Metazoa, Cnidaria, Anthozoa, Malacalcyonacea, Plexauridae. The record is from the annotation of a GenBank genome assembly.
AUGGAAAAAAGUCAUCCCGAUACGGUUUUACUAUACGAACCGGGUUUGUACCAACUGGUUUGUAAUUCCAGACUACCGAUAGCUGAAGCGUUUCAGGGCUGGGUGUUCGGUGAGGUACUACCAUCUAUCCGUAAAAUAGGCUCAUACAAAUUACCAGAAUCUGAGCCGCUUUAUUGUAAACAGAUGAAGCUAAUUAAUGAAACGGACCUUCAUUAUGCUGUUGUAGAAUAUCUUAAAAAGUACCACCCAAAAGCUCUAAUCUUACCAGGAUUAGGAGUGUACCAGGAUACCUCAUACAAAAGAUGUGACGCUUGGAGGAAGGGAUAUAUGGGUGGACAACCAGACCUUAUGAUAAUGAAUCCAAGUAAUGGUUUCCAUGGAUUCGCAAUAGAGCUCAAGACUCCAAAGGGUACAGGAGAAGUUAAGGAUAAUCAGGUAGCAUGGUUAGAGGCACUAAACAAAAAUGGCUACCAGACAUUAAUAUCUAAUGAUUACACAGAGAUAGUGCUGGAUAUAGAGGAGUACUUUAGGGUCGACAAAACAAAGAAACUCCUAAAGGAAAUAAAGAAUCUUAAGAUAAAGUGUAAGACUCUGAAGGCCAGUCAGUGUAAGGAAGUUGUAAUUCGACAAAUUGGUUACACAGUAGGUAAGUACUAG